Cuscuta europaea is the source of this 1581-nucleotide messenger RNA. The record is from the annotation of a GenBank genome assembly. Lineage: Eukaryota; Viridiplantae; Streptophyta; Magnoliopsida; Solanales; Convolvulaceae.
CAGCCCAAAUAAAUCUCCAUAUUUGAAAUCCGAAGCCCCCAAUUUCAAUCCCUAAAAUAGCCAUAGUCGAUAGAGGUCGCCGGAAAACAAUUCGCAUGUAACUUGAAAGAUAACCGAAAUCGGCCUGGAGAAUUCGGCACAAAUUCACCACCUAGAAAGAGAAAGACAUGGCGGAGGGCGGAGGAGAGGGGAAGAAGAGGGUAGUGGUGGAGUCGUUGGGAUGGCUGACGGAAUCCUCCAUCAUGCCGAGGAAACAUCGAGUCAUCCACGGUGUUGGGCCGUCAUCAAUACUCGAUCUCAAGGCUCAGCUCUACAAGUCCCAGGAGGACUCCAAACGCCUCUCCAAGGAAACAAUCUCCGGCGCCGACCCAAAAUAUUCCCACCUUCAAGUCCACCGCGCCAGGGAUAAAAUUUCCGCCCACGACCCCUUCUCUGGAAAGAAUUCUGGUGUCGAUGCUCGAUCUACCAAGGACAAGCUUGAACUGAAAGCUGCCAGUGACGGGACAAAUAGCUAUGCUGCUUUGGAGAAAAAGGCUGAGUUAUAUGAGAAGCUAGUGAGAGGAGAACUUUCUGAUGAAGAAGAUAAAGAGAAGUAUUGUGUUGAUUUCUUACGGAAAGGCAUAGCCCUCGAAGAAGCGUCAAAACUGCCUCCACGGCUGCAUCACACUUCUAGUUCAGAACCACCAGAUGAAAAAGAUGAAGACUUUUUGCUGACUAAUGAUGUAAAAGCUCCGGGACUUGGGCGUGUGUCAGGCGCAAUAGACCGAAGUGAGCAUAAGCGGUUUGUAAUGGAAGUUCAUGAAGAAGCGAGUGAAGCCAGGCAAAAAGCAUCUGAACUGAAAAUGCGUAGGGAAGAACAAAUUGCUGCGCGUAGGGAGAAACUGAAGCAGGCUUAUCUCAAGAAACAGUGCGAGAAGUUGAUCGCCCAAGUAAAAGCAUCACAAUCACAAUAACAUUAAUAUUAACCGUGAUAAAGUUAAAGAUGGGCAAAUGUCGUGAAGGCUUAAAUCGCUAUCCCUUAGAAAAUCAAAAGGGUAAGAACCUGAGAAGUUAUGGCCUCUUGUGAAACUUUGCUUUGGCAGAUAUGGUCUUCUAUCAAGCGUGGUCUUAAUAUCAUCAAACUUUGCUUUGAUGUUAUUACAGAUCUCUUUCAAUCACAUCUUAGAUGGUGAGAACUGCUGAUGGCCAAAUAUCAGACUACUGUAAAUUGAAUGUACCUUUGAUGAGGAUACUCACACCCACCUCUUGCAUCCUAGAGUUUGACCUUGAAGAGUUGAGAGCAUAAUAGUCUUUUGAAUGUCCAGAUAUCUAUCAGUGGACCAUAUUGGUCUUGAGUUGUCAAAUUUCAGAGGAUCUACUUCAGUAUGUUGUGCAAAACACAAACAUAAGGCUUAGUUUGGCAUAUGAAAUGUAAUGUGAUCAAACUAAUUUGUAUCGUAAGUUUGUACUUUGUACCACCAAUAUACUAUCGUAUUUGAUUACAUCACAUCUAGUCCAGUCUACCACUGGUUCUGAAGCGAUUUUAAAGAUAUUUUACGCUGGUAAAAAUGUUAAAGUUACUGAGCUAUUGUAUUAUCCCCC